AUGGCCAUGGAUCGCAUCACCCUGUUGCCUGAUCAUCUCCUUCAUCACCUCCUAUGUUUCCUUGAACUAGAAGACUUUGCACGUAUCUCUGUAUUAUCCAAAGCAUGGAAUCGAAUCUGGCUUUCAGCGUCAAUAUUUGAUUUCAACUUACACUUCUACUACGAUCACAUUGAAGAUAAUCCAUCCCUCAAGUCCAGCAUAAGAGAUGAUAAAAUCCACAGGGCAGCCCAGGAAGAGUAUCUGAAUUCAAUAGACGAGUCCCUCCGGCGACGCCUCCUUCUUAGUUUCAGUGUCUCUGUAGUUGGUAUGUGGAUCAACAUCCCCACCUUUGAAGUGUCAGUCCCUUUCAUGGAUCGGUGGAUGGAUACUACUAUUCAAAGCAAUCUCCAAAAGCUAGAACUGAAGAUCUCUGUUGAUGAUGAUUCAAGUUAUAAGUAUAGACCGCCUCAGAUAUUGUUGUCAGCUAAAUCGCUUACUGUUUUGGAGUUGUAUGAUUGUACUUUAGAUAGCAACUGUGACAUAAAACUUUCUCAACUUCGUAAGCAAGAUUUAAGAUAUGUAUGCUUAUUAGACGAAAAGAUGCUUUCAAAUCUUGCCUUCAAUUUUCCUUUGAUUGAAGAUUUAGUCCUCAGAAAUUGCCAAGGGCUGAAGAACCUUCGGUUGGUGCCUGAAUUAUCACAACUGAAGCAUGUUGAUAUUGACCUAUGGUAUUUGAGUAACAAUAAUGAAGUUCAGUGUAUCGAAAUUACAGUGCCACAUCUUUGUACCCUUUCGUUUGAGGGAAGGCGACGAUGGGAUAGGAUCAGCUUUGGAGCUCUUAAAGAAUUAAAAUUGAGAGAGGCUAUAUGGAUCACUGAUGAGAAAUUUCAAAAUCUUAUGUCCAACCUCCCCGAACUAGAGAAGAUGACUAUGAUUCAUGAAAAGUUGAGUGAAUUCCAGCCUUCUAAACUGCGUUAUCUCAAGAAUGCGUUCAGCAACAUACACAUAUGUAUAUCAUCAAAGAGCUUAGCGGAAUUAGUAUCAGCAGCCUUUUGGUAUGAUACCAAGAAUCUCUCUGUAGCAUGGUCCAUUAGCAAUCCAAAACAGGUCCUCUUUGAUAAGGUCCAACAGGGAAUCGAAAUGGCUGCUAGAAGUCGUGAAUAUGAAUUUGAGGAUUCUCAAGAGGCCGAAGAUGAAAUGAAUCCUGCAUGGAAGUUCUUUAUAAAGUCACAUUUGAUUGCUUUGUACAAGGUUACAACCUUUAGAAUAAAAUGGAAACCCCUUGAACAGGGAGCGCCUAGCCACAAGUCCAUGCGAGGGGCAAACAAUUUCGAGAUUGUGGCAGAGAUCCACAUCCUGAAUACGGACAUGUUGAAAUUUGGCUGGAAGCAUCGCCACAGGGACUCAUUUGCUAGACUCACAAAUCCUUCAUUGGAGUGA
Ilex paraguariensis (yerba mate) is the source of this 1419-nucleotide messenger RNA. Lineage: Eukaryota; Viridiplantae; Streptophyta; Magnoliopsida; Aquifoliales; Aquifoliaceae. The record is from the annotation of a GenBank genome assembly.